CUGUGGCCCUGCGAGGGCGCCCCCACCCGGCACGCCGGGCUGACGGGAACGACGCGCUGGCGGCUGCGGGGCGGCGGUUGGCGAAAGUGCGGCUGCGGACGCGCGGAGAGGCGGGCGGCGCGGAUGAGGAAGCAGCGCCGGGCGGCUGCAGCUCCGGGGAUUGCGGGGCAGGGGCGGGCGACAUGGGGCGCCUGCACUGCACCCAAGACCCGGUGCCGGAGGCCGUGGGCGGUGACAUGCAGCAGCUGAACCAGCUGGGCGCGCAGCAGUUCGCAGCCCUGACAGAAGUACUUUUCCACUUCCUAACUGAGCCAAAAGAGGUAGAAAGGUUUCUGGCUCAGCUCUCUGAAUUUGCCACCACCAAUCAGAUCAGUCUUGGCCCCCUCAGAAGCAUUGUGAAGAGCCUCCUCCUCGUUCCAAAUGGUGCAUUGAAGAAGAGUCUCACAGCAGAGCAGGUCCGUGCGGAUCUUAUAACCCUGGGUCUUAGUGAGGAAAAAGCCACUUACUUUUCUCAAAAGUGGAAACAGAAUGCCCCCACCCUUGCCCGAUGGGCCAUAGGUCAGACUCUGAUGAUUAACCAGCUCAUAGACAUGGAGUGGAAAUUUGGAGUGACAUCUGGGAGCAGUGAAUUGGAGAAAGUGGGAAGUAUAUUUUUACAAUUAAAGUUGGUGGUAAAGAAAGGAAAUCAAACUGAAAAUUUAUAUAUAGAAUUAACCUUGCCUCAGUUCUACAGCUUCCUGCACGAGAUGGAGAGAGUCAGAACCAGCAUGGAGUGUUUCAGCUGACUGCUGUGCCCUGCGUCUCCCUCUGCCCACUUCGCCUUCCUCCUCCCCUCCAAGGGAGGGCCGCUCUGGGAGACAUCUCACUCACGGGUUUGUGGGGCUCUCCUUUAGGCCCUGCUUGCUUCUUGAGAGCCCAGGUUUCUGAAUAACAAGAGGAUUAAAUACAGAGUCCUACACCCUACACGGUUACCCUGUGAACUUUUUAUUCAGGCAGUCACUCCCACCUACCUGCCUUCCAGAACAUGUUUUUUUAGACAGUCUGACAAGCUAUUGCAUCUUAGAUUCAGCAGUCACCUCCCCAUCAAAGUUCCAUAGUAAACAAAUGGUGUCAUCACUCAAGAUAACACAUAGAUCACCUUCCUCCAUAAAAAGCAAGAGCUCAUUUAUGACUGAGGAAGAGGCGGGUUGUAUGAAUGACACAUGUAAAGGGCCCCCAGGGAUUCCCACACUGACAGAUUUGUGCUGCAUUGCUAGUGAGUUAGUGAUGGCAAUGAUGCACCUGUGUGCAAAUAUGUGAUUGCUUUUCUCAGAAAAGAACUCAGGCUAAACCCUGUCCCCACUUUUGGGGACAGGUUUUGCCCUGAUGUGUUGUUAUGAGAUGGGCCUUUUGGCUUCAAACUGACCACCUCUGCUGGUUAGAUGAUGAAUAAAAAGGAUUGCAAAAGAAAA
Molecule: messenger RNA, 1451 nt
Organism: Otolemur garnettii (small-eared galago)
Lineage: Eukaryota; Metazoa; Chordata; Mammalia; Primates; Galagidae
Gene: COMMD7
Product: COMM domain containing 7
Exons: 9
Coding region: 183-785 (200 amino acids)
Biological process (GO): negative regulation of DNA-templated transcription; tumor necrosis factor-mediated signaling pathway
Molecular function (GO): NF-kappaB binding
Source: RefSeq, a predicted model, not a curated record